AUGGCAGCUCCAAGGUCUGCUACCCGAGUCUUUCGAGCUCUUCAGAGCUCACCACGAUGCCUACGACGAACAUACGCCUCGGCCGCUGAGCCAGAUCUCAAGACGACUUUGAAGGAGGUUAUCCCAGAGAAACGAGAACUGUUGAAACAAGUCAAGAGCCAUGCAGACAAGAAAAUUGGUGAUAUUACAGUUGGUAUGGUUAUUGGUGGUAUGAGGACAAUGAAGUCAAUGGUCUGGGAAGGCAGUGUCCUAGACGCAGACGAAGGUAUUCGCUUCCACGGUAAAACAAUUGCGGACUGCCAAAACGAGCUUCCCAAGGGCACAUCUGGCACUGAGAUGCUUCCUGAAGCCAUGUUCUGGCUGCUGCUCACCGGCAAAGUCCCCUCCACAAACCAGGUUCGAGCACUGUCGAGGGAGCUGAAUGAGAAAUCAGAACUUCCAAAGCACGUCAAACAGAUGCUACAGUCUUUUGACAAGAACGUGCAUCCCAUGACACAGCUUGCCUGCGCUGUUGCAGCUUUGAACACAGAGUCAGCCUUUGCCAGAAAAUACGCCGAGGGCAUGAACAAGGCCGACUACUGGGAGCCAACAUUCGACGAUAGCAUUGCACUCCUUGCCAAACUUCCUCGAGUUGCCGCUGCCAUCUUCGACAAGUCAUGUCUUGACUCGCCGCUGGAUAUGGAUCAGGACUGGGCUUACAAUUUUGCUAAGCUGUUGGCACUGCACGGAGACCACGAAGGAGGUAACGUAUCUGCUCAUGCCACCCACCUUGUCGGCUCCGCACUCUCCGACCCGUAUUUGUCUUACUCUGCAGGUCUGCUCGGUCUUGCGGGACCACUGCAUGGCCUAGCUGCUCAGGAGGUUCUACGGUGGAUCCUGAAGAUGCAAUCUUCCAUUGGCGAAAACUUUUCCGACCAGGAUGUCAAGGACUACUUAUGGGCGACCUUGAAAUCUGGCCAGGUCGUGCCAGGUUACGGUCAUGGUGUGCUACGAAAGCCUGAUCCUCGAUUCAAGGCACUCAUCGAUUUCGGUGAUGCCAGAGAAGAUAUCUCCAACAACCCUGUGUACAGAUUGGUGAAGAAGAACAGUGAAGUCGCGCCCGGAGUCUUGACUGAACAUGGCAAGACCAAGAACCCACAUCCUAAUGUCGAUAGCGCAUCGGGAGUGCUCUUCCAUCAUUACGGCUUCAGAGAUCCUCUCUACUACACAGUCACGUUUGGCGUCAGUCGAGGUCUUGGUCCACUAGCACAGCUCAUCUGGGAUCGAGCUCUGGGCAUGCCGAUUGAGCGACCAAAGAGUAUCAACCUGGGUGGUUUGAUGAAGCUGGUAUAA
This is a messenger RNA of Lithohypha guttulata, 1332 nucleotides long. RefSeq names its product citrate synthase (gene CIT3). The transcript has 2 exons. Gene Ontology annotation, biological process: tricarboxylic acid cycle; carbohydrate metabolic process. Gene Ontology annotation, cellular component: mitochondrial matrix. Bases 1 to 1332 code for a protein of 443 amino acids. Gene Ontology annotation, molecular function: 2-methylcitrate synthase activity. Lineage: Eukaryota; Fungi; Ascomycota; Eurotiomycetes; Chaetothyriales; Trichomeriaceae. The record is from RefSeq and is a predicted model, not a curated record.